CCAUCCCCAAACUCACCUUGCGGAUAAGCUUUCCAUUCAGCCAUCUCUCACCGUUUUCCGAAACAAGAAAGGCAUAAAAAACAAGAAUAUUUGUAAAACUAUCUACAAAGAAUGAUUUUUAUCAAGCUUUUUUCUCACCCAUCACCCUGAACAUCACCUUAGUUGCCUCUCUAAUCCUCUUUUUCUUUAUAUUUUUGUCUUCUUUUAAAAGGGUUCGCGAGAGAGUGAGACAGAGGGAGAUAGAAUGUCUGUGUUAGCAGCGAAUUCUCAUAUUCUGUACAGGGAAGUAUACCAGCGAGAGCAACAACAACAGCAGUACUUACAAAGCAGUGGGAGCUUUUUGCUUUUGCAAAGAAGUUCUGGGUGCUGGGCUGAUCGUAGAAACAGAGACUGCAAGAAGAUUUUGAGAAGAGAUACCAGAGCCGACGCUUUUUGGCCGGAUUUGUCAAGGCCCACUACGGUGGAGAUGGAACCCAUCAACGAUUGUGAUCAUCUCGAUCAGAUUCUACUCCAUGCAAAGCAGCUCUCCCAACCCAUUCUCAUCGACUGGAUGGCUACUUGGUGCCGCAAAUGCAUCUACUUGAAGCCUAAAUUGGAGAAAUUGGCUGCUGAGUAUGAUACCAAAGGCAAAUUUUAUUACGUGGAUGUGAAUAAGGUACCUCAAGCUCUAGUGAAGCGUGGAAACAUCUCUAAGAUGCCAACAAUUCAGCUAUGGAAAGAUGGAGAGAUGAAAGCAGAAGUAAUUGGAGGGCAUAAGGCAUGGCUUGUGAUCGAUGAAGUUAGAGAAAUGAUCCAAAAGUUUGUCUAAUGAUCCAAAUUCUUGUAUAUAGGCUUUUUUUUUUUCUGCUCUUUUAUCAUGCAGUCAUGCGUACAUCAUAUAUAUAGCAGAGCAAUAUUUCGUUUCA
Molecule: messenger RNA, 905 nt
Organism: Corylus avellana
Lineage: Eukaryota; Viridiplantae; Streptophyta; Magnoliopsida; Fagales; Betulaceae
Gene: WCRKC1
Product: WCRKC thioredoxin 1
Cellular component (GO): chloroplast stroma
Source: RefSeq, a predicted model, not a curated record